Molecule: messenger RNA, 2109 nt
Organism: Talaromyces atroroseus
Lineage: Eukaryota; Fungi; Ascomycota; Eurotiomycetes; Eurotiales; Trichocomaceae
Exons: 6
Coding region: 1-2109 (702 amino acids)
Biological process (GO): proton transmembrane transport; sodium ion transport; vacuolar acidification
Cellular component (GO): late endosome; fungal-type vacuole membrane; early endosome
Molecular function (GO): sodium:proton antiporter activity
Source: RefSeq, a predicted model, not a curated record
AUGGCGGCCAAGUUCGCCUUUGAAUUUGCGGGGGAUCUCCUGCGCAGAGCGGCAGAAGACUCAGAUCCGGAGGAUGAUGCGCCGGAGCCAGAAAAGAAGGAGUUUUUCAGCUCCUGGGCCUUGUUUAUUUUGAUCAUGCUCUUGAUUUGCGCGCUGUUCACAAGUUAUAUUCUCCAGCAAAGGAAGAUCCAGGCUGUUCAUGAAACGGUGCUGUCAAUAUUCGGCGGGAUGUUUGUCGGCCUGAUUAUUCGAUUGACUCCUCCGUCGCCGAUUCAAGAUAGUGUCACGUUUGACUAUCAGUUCUUCUUCAAUUUGCUUCUACCGCCGAUUAUUCUGGCGUCGGGAUAUGAGCUACACCAGGCAAAUUUCUUUCGCAAUAUUGGCACUAUCUUGACGUUCGCUUUCGCGGGUACAUUCAUAUCGGCAAUCGUCUUGGGUCUUAUCCUGUAUCUAUGGACGCGAAUUCCCCUGGACGGAUUGAACAUCAGUUUCGUCGAAGCCAUUUCUGUCGGCGCGACUCUCUCGGCCACCGACCCCGUGACCAUUCUCGCAAUUUUCAAUCUAUAUAAAGUCGAGCCGAAACUGUAUACUGUGAUCUUUGGCGAGUCGAUCUUGAACGAUGCCGUCGCCAUCGUCUUGUUUGAGACUGCCCAGAAAUAUGCCGAAAACGAUGCGGCGAAGCUUACUGUCCUCAACCUGUUUGAGGCCAUUGGGCUUUUCUUACUGGUUUUCUUUGGCAGUAUGCUGAUCGGAAUGCUUGUUGGAGUUGCGACUGCGCUGGGUCUCAAAUAUACACAUGUCCGUCGUAUGCCGAAGAUCGAAAGCUGUCUGAUUGUUUUGAUCGCUUAUGCAGCCUACUUCUUCUCCAACGGAAUCUAUCUUUCCGGCAUUGUUUCCCUGCUCUUCUGCGGAAUCACGCUUAAACACUACGCUUAUUACAACAUGUCUCGAAGGACGCAACUCACCACCAAAUACCUAUUCCAGGUGAUGUCGCAACUAAGCGAGAACUUUAUCUUCAUCUACCUAGGCUUGGAUCUUUUUGUUGAAUCUGACCUCCAGUUUAAGCCGCUCUUUAUCAUCGUUGCUGUCGUGGGCAUCUGUUUUGCGCGAUACCUUUCUGUAUUCCCACUAUCAAAGGCGGUGAAUUGGUUCAUUCGCUACCGAGCACGACGGCGUGGAAAGGAUGUAGCGGACGAACUACCGUUCUCGUACCAGGCCAUGCUGUUCUGGGCGGGAUUGCGUGGUGCAGUCGGAGUUGCGCUGGCGGCUGGCAUGUCCGGUGUAAACGCACCUGCAUUGAGGGCGACGGUGCUGGUCGUGGUCGUGCUGACGGUCAUUAUAUUUGGAGGCACCACUGCCCGUAUGCUGGAAAUACUUGGAAUUCGCACCGGAGUGGUGGAGGAAGUUGACUCGGAUGACGAAUUCGAUAUCGAAGUCACUCACGGUGGCACGUACUAUAAACGAGCAAACAGCUCUGGCAUUGGCUACACCCCGCGUGCCAAUGAUCGCACAAUUCCACUGGACAUUGUCGGCGAUCGCCCAGGUAUACCAACCACGGAUAGCUACUCCAGUGGCAACAAUCGCCGACCGAGCCCUCCGUCUCGGUCAAGGAGUUCCGUGCGCAAGGCGAAUGCAUUCCACCCCAAAGAUCGCGAAGCGCGUCGAGACCAAACCUCAACCCAGGGACUUCUAGGAGUAGUUUCCGGGAGCAGGAGUGGAAGCGAGAUUGGCAGCGAUGAGGACAUCGCUGCCGUGCGCGGGCAGAACCGAACCGGAAAACAAGUGGGAGUUGAUAUCGACGAUGACUUUGAAUUGGACGUUGAUCCAAUCUCUGACGACGAUCUGCCUCCGGCAGCACCAUCCACCUCUCGCCUCCGCCGCUCGCCGUCUCAGCCUCAGACCCAAACCCUUAACACAUCAAGCAGCGCUUCCCCUGCUCGGCGCGUCGCGGAGCGUGAGCCGAUAAGCGCUCGCAAUGCGCUUCGGGAACUGUUCUCGGGCGGACCUACAGGCGACCAUGCAGAAUGGUUCCGACAGUUGGAUGAAGACUAUAUCAAGCCUACGCUGCUUCUCGACCAGUCUAACCAUAAAGGACCGGGGGCUGUAUGA